CAGAACCUCCCUGUACGUGAUCAGCUCCUUCUUCUCUUUCACUUUCUGAUCAAACGACUUGGAGACAAAAGCUCUGUAAAAAUGGGACGUCGCUCAUCAGACACAGAAGAAGAGAAUCGAAGCAGAAGAAAAAAGAAGCACCGUAGGCGUUCAUCUUCAAGUAGUUCCUCAGACAGCAGAACAUACAGCCGUAAGAAAUCGGGAAGGAAGUCCAGGUCGAAUUCACGGUCUCGAGAUCUCCAGGCCCGUUCACAUUCUUAUGAGAAAAGACGCAGACACCGAUCUAGCAGUAGUUCUUCAUAUGGAUCAAGAAGAAAACGGAGUCGUAGUCGAUCAAGAGGCAGAGGCAAAUCCUACAGGUCUCAGAGAUCAAGAUCAAAGAGUAGAACAAGAAGGUCACGAUCAAGACCUCAUCAACGUUCCUACAGUCGAAGUAGUGAAAGAUCUAGCCAUAGAAGAACUCAUAGCAGGUCUCGUGAAAGAGAACGUCGCAAAGGCAGAGAUAAAGAAAAAAUGAGAGAGAAGGAGAGGGGCAGAGGGAAAGAGAAGGAAUUGUAUAGCUCCAAGCGUGGGGACUCUGGAAACAUCAAAGCUGGAUUAGAACAUCUGUCUCCUGCUGAACAGGCCAAAGCUAGAUUACAGCUUGUUCUUGAAGCAGCUGCUAAAGCUGAUGAAGCAUUAAAGGCUAAAGAGAAAAGUGAAGAAGCAGCAAAAAAGAGAAAGGAAGAAGACCAAGCCACCCUAGUAGAACAAGUAAAACGAGUAAAAGAAAUUGAAGCUAUUGAAAGCGACUCCUUUGUUCCACAGACAUUUAGAUCAAGUAAAGAAGUCAAAAAGUCAACAGAACCUGUUGAAUUAAAAUAUGAACCUGCAACUGUAGGAAUGGGAACUGCUGAUACGUCUAAUACUGAAAAAGAAAUAGCAACUAGCAGCAUUCCUACUGCCAUCAAGUACCAAGAUGACAACUCUUUAGCACAUCCAAAUCUAUUUAUUGAGAAAGCGGAAGCAGAGGAAAAGUGGUUCCAGAGGUUGAUUGCUCUUCGACAAGAAAGGUUGAUGGGCAGCCCAGUGGCUUGAACAACUUACAGUAAAUGUUAUACAGAAUUCUCCACGAAUGCUAAUAAACUCCUACCAUACACCUGUAGUUUUACUUUUUAAGAGAUGUUAAAUUCUGAAUAUGAGUUGUAAGAAGAAAAAAAUGAAAUGUUUCAUCUGAAUUAGAAAGAAAUCUGUUACUCUCACAUAUUACCUUCUGUUUAUUCAUUGAUGAGAUACUUGCGUUCAUUAUUUAGAACAAUUUAUAUAUAGGUAACACUUUAAAGGUGAAUGAAAAAGUGAGACUGUCAAAGACCAGACUUACUGUAUUGGACCAAAGGAGAAUAAAUUAUACCUCCCUAGGCCAUCAAAGCUUCUUGUACCCCAAGAGGAAUUCAGACCAAAAUUGGAAAAUUAUGUUGCCACUCUUGCCUUGCCUCCUGCUUUUUGCCAUACAUAGGCAGCUUUUAAAUCUGGAUCUCUACAAGCAUCCUGCCAGCAGAGGCUGCUAAAGGGAUGGGCUGAAUUAGUGCAUCCUACUAUCUACAUUUGCCUUAUCCUGGCUCCUUGAUAGUAUAUUCCACCUCUGCUGGAAUAGGAGUACAGGAUGUGAUUUUUCAGUGGAAAGAAAAGUUUAGAUCCUCUUCUGCAUCUUGCUAUCAGGCUCCUCCAAUCCAGUAAGUGUGUGAGAUAAAUAAGUGUGUGAGAUAAAUAAAUAAAGUGUGUGAGUUUAUCUUUUUUUAAACCAAAUUUGUACAGAUUUUCAACAGCUUUGAAGAAAUACAUUUCCUAAAUAAUUUUAAACAAACUCAAGAUAUUAGCAUUCUGAAGAGGUCAGCUUUGUCUUUGACCUAUUAAGGGAAAAUGAUUUAUAUAUUGCUGUGUGCACUGGUACAGAAGUAUAUUGAACAAGACUAAUGGCCUGCUCAGUUCUCAAAGUUAGACGGAGGGAGCAUUUUGGAAUGCAAGGUUUCCAGUUAGCUAUGUGGGCCUCUAAAACAAAGAAGGGUUGUCACAUCUGGGUAGCAUUUGGCUCAUGAACAAAUGAUAAAGUUAUAGUUUUGAUAGAGUGAGGGGAAAGUAACUCAAAAGAUGACUAUUUUUUCUUGUUCUCUCUGGUGAACCCAAUGAGUAUAUUUCAAAACCAAAUCUAAAAUUCCAUUCAUUCUUCAAACCACAUUGACAGCUACAAAAUGAAAUACAAAAAAAAGUGUUAUUUUAAGGUACCUGCAUGUCUGUAGUAAUUUUUUUUUUCAGAAAGAUAACAAUAAGCAUUGUCUUAGGGACCUUGGAAAUGACCUGUACUGAACUACAUCUUUGCAUGGACAAAUGCAGACACUUUUCUUCAUUGCCUCUCUUUUUGGUAUAGACUUGUGCAAAAGAGGUAAUGAAAAUUUUGGGUAGAUUAAUGGACACACAGGAGUUUUCUUUUAAGGGGGCAAAAAAGAUUAAAAUAUGUCAGAAGGCAGUUUCUUUUUUAAAACAAAGUCUCACUAAGACAUUUUAAAAUUGCUUUUUACUUUUAACUAUGCCAAAUCCCCUACACCCAGAAUAAAAAAAUUGACAUGACUUUCAGAAUCAUAGUUGAAAUGAAUAUUUUAAAAAAUGAUCUAUUACUUGCGUUGUUUUAUUUCUCAUUUACUGUUAUCUUUUAAUUUAUUUCUUCAUCUCUUCUAUAUGAUAUUCAACAUCCAUGCCACUUGCAAGCCAUAUACCUGCAUUUCCAACAUUUCACAGUCCUAUAAUUUGUAAUAAUUUUUAUUCAUAAGGAAGCUUAUUCAUUUUACAGUUGUAUUUUACAAUCUUACAAGGUAUUUUAAUUUUUUUCAAAAUGAUUCAUUGUUGAAAAAAUAUUAUUCCUAACUCUGUAGGCAAGGCCCAUUGCUUGGUGUUCAUCAGUCAAUAGCAGAAAAUCACCAGAAAGCCCUUUCUGGGAGAUAACAAUGAGCAGAGUAUCUCAAUGAGAUGGGAAUGGCUUUCAGUUCACCUGCAAGAGAAGACAAAGGCCCCAGAGCUCCAUACUGAGUUGUGCCAGAGGUCAUUAGGAAUACUGAGCAUGUUAUUCAAAACUUUGAUUUUUAUGGUGCCAUUUGCAAAUUGAAUUGAAUAGCCAACAAUUAACAGAAGCAGUGUACAAAAUUAUUUAAAUUAAGAUAUCUAGACCCUGUGGAACAUAAAAUAAUGUAAAUGGAAUGCCACCUUCCAUCGGGAGUGGUGCCCUCUUCCCUAUGAAUUAAGCUAAUUAUGUUGCAUCAAGCACAGUUUGUCACACUUGUAAGGGAUCAAAGACAACAAACAGCGUGUGUGCGCUGCCAUUUUUAAAAAGUACCAUCCUAGACAGAGUGACGCACACCAGCGGAUGCUGUUUUUUUAAGGUACUUACAUUAGCGGUACCAGCCAGAUCCACAUUGCAUAAGUUUGAUGUAAUUUUGGAAGCUUCCAGAAUCUCACUUGACACAGGAGCCAUCAAUCUCUCAAUUCUUGAGUGAAGGUGAGUUUUUAUCUUGGGUGUCCAGUUGUACUUGGGAAUCCAAAUUGUGAGUGUUUUAAUGCUAAUUAUUUUUUGUAAAGUUUCUUUGCCAGUAACUUCCAAGGCUGUCAGAGGCAAAUCUAGUCUAAGGUUGCUGGAUCAGCAUUUAGGAGUCUUUACCAUUACCAUUAUGAGAUUGUGUUGAUACUGGAGAACAUCAUAGCCAUAGUUCACUAUUUGUGCAGCCUCACUUGUAGCAAAACUAGGAGCUGUAGGGAUGGCAGGACUCAGGCAUUUUUAAUACCUAGAGUAAACACCCAGGUCCUGUUUAUUACCACUUGCAUGACUGGCAUCAUCAGUAGACAAUUGCAAAGUUGUUAGUGGUGAAUCUGGGCAGUAGUAAAAAUCACUCUGUAGGCUGAAUCUGCUCAUCCACAGACAAGUAAGGGUUGUGUCAGGCUAGAGCCUAGAGAUGUUUGGGUGAUAAUUGUUGAAUUUUGUGGACAUGACUUAACAUUAGGCCAGCUCUGAUUGAAGUUGUUCAGCUUCCUCAUAACCUGUUAGUUUAGCUUUUACUGUCGAGUAUUCUGUGAAUGAUUAAAUAAAUUAUUCAGGUUUCCUGUGAAUGUAAGACAGACACUUCAGCCAACAGGAAUAAAAUAUAUGAGGGCGGACAAUAAUAGUAGAAAUAAAUCCUGUGCCAUUACUAGUCAUGCAGGAAUAAGGAGGAUUUUGAAAAUCUUACUGAUUAAAGCCAUUUCACAAGAUUGGACCUAAUUUAAAUACAAGGCAUACCCAAAAUAAUAAGAAUAAACAAAAGUGUCAUUAAUGAACCAUUUUUGAUUGAGAGAGAAGGAAUACAGGACAGAGCAGGACACAAGUCUGCACAAUGCUUAAUGGGUAUAAGAAUCAUCAGUGAAUACGAAUUAAGGGCUGUGACUGGGACAAAAAGUAAAUUUUUGCUAACUGGCUCUCAUUGAACAUUGAUUUAUUUUCCUGAUGCCACCCAGACACCAGGUCUUCACCUAAACCUGCUCCCAGAACAUCACUUUCUUAGAAGCCUUGAAGGUGUCUUUCAUCUUGACACUUGUGAAUACCUCUCCAAAGCUUGUUUCCUUUUUGAUGUGUUUUCCAAUAUUCUCUCAGUUCCAUGAUGCUUGGGGGGGGAAAGAGUUUACAUUUGAGAGAGUGAGAAUUGUGGUGUAGUGUACAGUAGGACUGUGCGAAGCUUAAGUCCCUGAUUCAAUUCAAGGGAGAUUCGGCCCAAUUCAGUGGCUGAAUCGCCAAAUCUGAAUUGAGUCAGGAGACCCUUUAAUCUCUCCAAAUUGAAUUGGAAACCUCCAAAUGUAUUCGGAGAGAUUCGGAUAUAAACACAGCUUUAAAUGUUUUUUCUGCAUACCACAAGGUACCAGGUGGCUCGUGAAUGCUGUGAUGGUGGGGCAGAUGGAGCAUCCCACAGGAGUGUAGAGAGCUCCCCAGCAUGCUCGGCAGCAGACCUGGAAGUGGAGCACAAGCACUUCUGGUCCACUUCUGGGUCUGCCAGGAAGCAUGCUAGGGAGUCCCCCUGCACUGCCACCUCCCCCCCCCCAGCUCUGCAACUGGUGCCUCCUGGGUCUGAGCAGGCACCCAGGGUCCCCCAGGCCAAUUGCUGAGCCAGGGGGUGCAGCCCCCCCACCCACCCACCCCACAUGCUUGGCAGAAGACCCGGAAGUGGACCGGAAGUACCCCUGUGGGAUGCUCCAUCUGCCCCAUCAUUGCAGCGUUCACGAGCUGCACCUGGUACCUCGAAGUAUGUAGAAAAAACAUUCAAAGCUGUGUCUAUGGUUGAAUUGCUGAUUCUCUGAAUCAGCAUUGAAUUUUCAGAUUUGGAUUUGGCAGAAUCAGAUUGGGGACAGUGAUCCAAAUCAACUAAUUGAAUUACUGUCCCCGAUUCGGCUGAAUCCAAUAUGGCCAGUUUCACACACCCGUACUGUAUAGUCUCAAGACUCUUAUCUUACAUCCAGUUAGUGAUAUUAUGUCACUCAGGAUUUAUGGCACUAGUCCAUGUAGGCUGGUUUGUACCCUCUGUCUUGUUUUUGGCUUUUGGAUAUAAUAAAAAUGUGAUGUGAACUCCA
Molecule: messenger RNA, 5619 nt
Organism: Alligator mississippiensis (American alligator)
Lineage: Eukaryota; Metazoa; Chordata; Crocodylia; Alligatoridae
Gene: RSRC1
Product: arginine and serine rich coiled-coil 1
Exons: 10
Coding region: 82-1077 (331 amino acids)
Biological process (GO): alternative mRNA splicing, via spliceosome
Cellular component (GO): cytoplasm; nucleus
Source: RefSeq, a predicted model, not a curated record